This is a messenger RNA of Cimex lectularius (bed bug), 824 nucleotides long. Its product is annotated as dnaJ homolog subfamily C member 30-like. Lineage: Eukaryota; Metazoa; Arthropoda; Insecta; Hemiptera; Cimicidae. The transcript has a single exon. The coding region runs from base 164 to 742 and encodes 192 amino acids. The record is from RefSeq and is a predicted model, not a curated record.
UUACAUCUUUAGUCUCCAUCUACUGUUAUCUUUUUAAGGUUUAAAUUUUAACCCUGAAUAGGGUGAAAUAAUUCUUUCGUGACGGUCCCGUACAUCGAAUUCCGGAUGUUCAUUUCACAGUUUUGACCAACCCAUUCUAUAUUCCUUCGCGAUUCUCGGGACGAUGCGGCUCAGUCUGGUAAGAUGUAUUGGCACUACCUCAAAAAUUUGGAAGAACCAUUAUGAAGUGUUGGAAGUGUCAACCCAGGCGACCCAGGCCCAAAUAAAGGCCGCCUAUUACAGGCUGAGCCUUAUAUACCAUCCGGAUAGAAACGAGGGCAACUCCGCCAAAUUCCAUGCCAUAACGGCUGCCUACGAGGUUCUUGGUAACUAUAACUCGAGAAAGCUUUACGACAGAGGGCUGACCACGAUAUACGAAGGGACGGCUGAUGCCAGUGCUAAAUCCGAGCCAUUCAAGGACAAGUAUCGAAUGCCGACAGCAUCUGGGCGUACUGUAGUUUACGAUUAUGACGAGUGGACCCGUGCGCACUAUGGUCACAAUUUUGCUAGAAGGAACGCUGCCAAGGAACGCUAUGAAUGGAUACACAAAAGUAAAGCUAAGCACACGGAAUUCAAAAAGAUCCAAAACGUAGUUUUCGUCUUUGUAACAUUUUUCAUUUUGAUCACUUUUGCCAGUCAAUAUCGAGAAAAUUUAGAUGUUCCAAUCAAAACACAAGAUUCAGAUAAAUCCUCAAAACCGUGACAUCACUGACAAAAUUGUUCUUCUUAUAACAUUUAGAAGACUGUGAUAUAUAAUAAAAAUGUUUCUGAUUUGUUAAGUUUAA